GCUGGGCGGGAGUGCGCCUUUAAGCGGGGAGCAGCCGGGAUGGCUUGGGAGCAGCGGAUGACAGCUCGCCACUAAAACUGGCGAAAGAGGCAGAUGGAGCUCGCCACGGGUACGCCGGGCGCCGCUGGCGAUUCGCGCCGGCUGCAUUUACGCAGCUGCGAGCCAUUGGAGGGCGAGUGAGCGAUUUCGGAGGAGGGCGAAGAGGGACGGUGCGAUAAGCGGGCGGCUGAAGUGGAUGCGCUUCCAUUGCCAUGGCGAGGGGGCUGCUUCCCUGGGCCUCCCUGAGGAAGAUCUGCGGCAGUCACUACUACAUCCAGGCCCGCUUACCAUGUGUACGCGUCAAGUACCUAUUUUUCUCGUGGCUUGCAGUUUUUGUUGGGAGUUGGGUGAUAUAUGUGCAAUACUCCACUUACACAGAAUUGUGCCGAGCUCAUGACUGCAAGAAAAUAAUUUGCGAUAAAUACCAGAAAGGAAUUAUUGAUGGAUCGGCUUGUAGCAGUCUGUGUGAUAAAGAUACACUUUACUUUGGCAAGUGCCUGUCCAAUAAACCGAAUAAUCAGGUAUACAGAGGAGUAUGGGAUGAAUCACAGAUUGUGUUAAAGUGCAGGCUUGAAGAACUUUUCCACUUUGAUUUAGAUUCUAACAUGGAACCAAGGAAGGAGACGGUGUUAUUUGAUAAACCAACAAAAGGCACUUCCGUGGAGGAAUUUCGAGAAAUGGUUUACAAUCUCUUGAAGGCGAAGCUUGGUGACCAGUCAAACCUUCAGGAGCUCCUCAAAUUGGUUGUUACCGUCGCAGAUGGAAAUAAGGAUGGCCACAUCUCCCUUGCAGAAGCAAAAUCUGCCUGGGCAUUGCUUCAGCUUAAUGAGUUUUUGAUUACAGUAAUCUUGCAGGACAAGGAACAUACGCCAAAACUACUUGGAUUCUGUGGAGAUCUUUAUGUAACAGAAAAAGUCCCCUAUAGUUACCUGUAUGGACUCACUAUUCCUUGGGUUUUGGAGUUCUUCAUUCCCUCUGGUUUGAGACGUAGUAUGGAUCAAUGGUUUACUCCUUCGUGGCCCAGAAAAGCGAAGAUUGCAAUAGGACUUUUAGAAUUUGUUGAGGAUGUUUUCCAUGGGACAUUUGGCAAUUUCCUUAUGUGUGAUUUAAGUGCAAAUAACAUUGGCUAUAAUACUAAACAUGACUUAAAAAUGAUAGAUAUGAGAAAGGUUAUACCGGAAGUUAGUUUUAAACAGCUAAUUGGUGCCCGCCACUGCGAGACUGAUGUGGAUUGUGUCUAUGGCACAGACUGCAGGACAACAUGCCAUCAAAGCAAAAAACAGUGCACCACUGAAUUAGAUCAGCCAAACCUGACCAAGGUCUGCGCAUUGCUGAAGGAUUACCUUUUAAAUGGUGCUCCCUCGGAUGUGAGAGAAGAACUGGAGAAGCAGCUUUACUCGUGUAUAGCCCUCCGAGGAACAGCCAGCCAAAUGGAAAUGGAACACUCCUUGAUACUGAACAACCUAAAAACACUGCUGUGGAAGAAAAUUUCACAUACAAAAGACUCCUAAACACUCGCAGAAGAGGAACCUACAGGAUCAAUUGAAAAGCAUUGGAAGACGCAUUUUGUUUUGUUUUAGUUUGUCCAUUGAGCACAGUAAAGCAUAUUGUUUGUGAUGUCAAAAGGAAAACCACUAUAGACUUUUAUUAAUUUAAUGGUUGUAAAUUUGGCUGCUUUUCUUCUGGAGGGUGAAAAUGAACAGGUAUGCGGCAUGAUGACUUUGUAUGGUUUUUAACUACAAUUUGUAGCAUGACAAUAAUUGGCAUAAGACUUUGCUCAGCUUUGAAAUUAUGUUGAUGCGAAACUGGGAAAAAAAAACUAAAUCCAAGGACUACUCUUCCUUCUAUGGGAGACAGCACUUCUUCAUGUGUGAAAAUUGCAACUGAAUUGCAAUGCAAUUUAUUUUUUAAUUGUCAAUUAAGCACUUUAUAUUCAUAUUCAAUUCAUUGAAUCCUGUUGGAUGAGGGUACAGUAUUUUAAAAAAUAUUGUGACAUUUUGUGUCUAUAAAUGGCCAUUGAUUUUUUUUUUUUCAGGUCAUUUGUUCAAAUGCUAACCUCUUGCAUUAAAGUAAUUAUUUAAAACCUC
Molecule: messenger RNA, 2126 nt
Organism: Leucoraja erinaceus (little skate)
Lineage: Eukaryota; Metazoa; Chordata; Chondrichthyes; Rajiformes; Rajidae
Product: divergent protein kinase domain 1A-like
Exons: 5
Coding region: 252-1550 (432 amino acids)
Source: RefSeq, a predicted model, not a curated record